AUGAGCGGCGGGCGCUGGCGGCGGCCCGCAGACAUGGUGCAGCCGGGGCCCGAGGCGGAGCCGGCGCUGGCGGAGGCGCUGCAGCGGCUGCGGGCGGAGAACCGCGAGCUGAGGAGUGCCCUGUGUCACUGCACGCAGUCCCUGCGGCAGCGCCUGGACGAGCUGCGCCGGCUGCAGCUGCAGCGCCGGGGGGAGCGGGAGCUGCUGCGCGGCCGCUGGGGCCAGGCCCGACAGCUGGUGCUGCACCUGCGGGGACAGCGCGGGGACAGCGCUGGGGACACGCCUGGGGACAGCGGGGACACGCCUGGGGACGGCGCUGACAACGGCAGGGACACACCCGGGGACGGCAGGGACACACCUGGGGACGGCAAGGGCGGCUCCAGGGACACCAAGGACACCUCCGAGGACAUCAGGGACACUGCUGGGGACACCAAGGAUGCCCCCAGGGCCAUCAGGGACACCGCCGAGGACACCCUUGGGGACAUCAGCAUCACCGCUGGGGACACCAAAGCCAGCCCUGGGGACACCAAAGCCAGCCCUGGGGACACCAAAAACGGCCCCGAGGACACCGAGAGCAGCCUUGAGGACAUCAGGGACACCCGUGAGGGCACCAAGGACGGCCCUGGGGACAUCAGGGACACCCUCGGGGACAGCCUCGGGGACCCUGGGGACAGCUGCAGGAGCGCCCCUGACACCAGCACCAAGCCCCUGUCGGUGUCCCCUCCCCUGGACGAUGUCCCCGCUGUCCCGGAGCCCCCCCAGGCCCCCCCCGGGGCCCCCCCGGAGCCCAGCUCCGAGGAGCAGCUGAGGCAGCGCCUGGCGGAGGCUGAGGCUGAGCUGGUGGCCCUGCGCUCCCGCGUGGCCGUGGCCGAGCUCCGCGCUCAGGACGUUUCCCGCGCGGCCGAGCUGCAGCUGCAGGGACUGCGGCGACAGCUGGAGCAGGACAAGGCCCAGGUCCAGGCCCAGGUGACGUCGCUGCUGGGGGAGCUCCGGGAGAGCCAAAAUCGCCUGGAGAGGAGCCGGGCAGAGAGAGAGCACCUGGAGCGCAGGGCCCGCGGUGACGCCGAGCGGUGCCAGCAGCUGGAGGAGGUGGCCCAGGGCCAUCAGGUGCAGCUGGACCAGCUCCGGCUGCAGGUGACCAACCUGGAAACCGCCCUGAGGGUGGAGCGGCGCGGGGCCACCGAGGAGAAGCGGAAGCUGGUGCAGCUGCAGGCCGCCUACCAUCACCUGUUCCAGGAGUACGACGCCCACAUCAAGGCCAGCCUGGAGGGGGACAAACGGAGCCAGGUGACGCAGGAGCAGCUCCGUGCGGCCGAGGCGGCGCUGGCCCUCAAGCAGGAGCUCAUCGAUCGCCUCAAGGACGAGGCCGAGCGCCAGCGGGCGGCCCUGGAGACCAUCCCGGUGCUGCAGGCACAGGCCGACAUUUACCGCGCGGAUUUCGAGGCGGAGCGCGCGGCGCGGGAGCAGCUGCACGGGCAGCGCGAGGCUCUGCAGGAGGAGCUGAACCAGCUGCGGCUGCGGCUCGGCGGGGACGGCGCCCGGGCCCGUCUGGAGGAGAUGCGGAACCGGCACUCGGAGCCGCCCCCGGCCCCGGGUUUUGGGGCGCUGCUGCCGCCCCCCCCCCCCGAGGAGGGGCCCGAGCUGUGCUGCCCCAAGUGCCAGUACAAGGCGCCGGACAUGGACACGCUGCAGAUCCACGUCAUGGACUGCAUCAAGUGAGGGGGAGACACCCCCUGAACCCCAGAAACAGCCCUAAAACAGCCCCCUGGAACCCCAAAACCAGCCCUAAAACAGCCCCCCCCAAACCCCAAAAACAGCGCUUGAACACCCCAGAAACAGCCCUAAAACAGCUCCCUGGAACCCCAAAAACAGCCCUAAAACAGCCCCCAGAAACAGCCCUAAAACAGCCCUUGAACACCCCAGAAACAGCCCUAAAACAGCCCCCCCAAACCCCAAAAACAGCCAUUGAACACCCCAAAAACAGCCCUAAAACAGCCCCCCCAAACCCCAAAAACAGCCACAAAACAACCCAAAACCAGCCUCAUA
Molecule: messenger RNA, 2046 nt
Organism: Melospiza melodia melodia
Lineage: Eukaryota; Metazoa; Chordata; Aves; Passeriformes; Passerellidae
Gene: IKBKG
Product: inhibitor of nuclear factor kappa B kinase regulatory subunit gamma
Exons: 12
Coding region: 1-1719 (572 amino acids)
Biological process (GO): regulation of canonical NF-kappaB signal transduction
Cellular component (GO): cytoplasm; nucleus
Molecular function (GO): K63-linked polyubiquitin modification-dependent protein binding
Source: RefSeq, a predicted model, not a curated record